AUGCUGAAGGAAGUCGGCUGCGGCGGCACCACACCCCCGCCGGGGGACGGGGUCGGCGGCGGGGGGCGCGGAGGCGGCGGUGGUGGCGGUAUCGUCGAGGGUGCCCUCGGCUGCGGCGGCUGUGGACGGGAGAUCGCCGAGCGCUGGUACCUAAGGGCGGCCGAUCGCGCAUGGCACUGCGGCUGCCUGCGCUGCUGUCACUGCCGGGUCCCCCUGGCCACCCAGCUUACCUGCUUCGCCAGGGACGGUAACAUUUACUGCAAAGAGGAUUACUACAGACUAUUCGCGGUGCCGCGGUGCUCCCGCUGCCGGGCCGGCAUUUCCGCCUCGGAGCUGGUGAUGCGAGCGCGCGACCUGGUGUAUCAUGUGGCGUGUUUCACUUGCGCCUCGUGCGGCACCCCGCUGAACAAAGGCGAUCAUUUCGGCCAGCGGGACGGACUGGUGUAUUGUAGACCACACUACGAGUUGCUGUGCUGCGCCGGCGAUUACGGGGGUGUCGCCGCCGGCGGUAUCGAGGACCUCGGCUCGCCGGGGGUGUCGCCGCUGCCGGCCUACUACGAGCAGAGCCCGAUCACCGCUUCCGGCGCGGUGCAGAAGGGCCGGCCGCGGAAGCGGAAGCUGUCGGAGGUCACCGGCUCCGAGCUUCCCGUCACGAUGAGACUGGCCGCCGGAGCGCUCGAACUGCUGCAUCCUACGGAGCUGUCCUCGUCGAUGGAGUCGCUGGCCGCGUACGACGCGUCCGUGGGCUCCCCGGGACCGGUGCACCAGAACCAGCGGACGAAGCGUAUGCGCACCAGUUUUAAGCACCACCAGUUGCGAACCAUGAAGAAUUACUUCGCCAUAAAUCAAAAUCCGGACGCCAAGGAUCUCAAGCAGCUCGCGCAAAAGACCGGCCUGUCGAAAAGGGUAUUACAGGUGUGGUUCCAAAACGCGCGCGCGAAAUGGCGACGGAACCUGAUGCGGCAGGACGGUAGCAACACCGGUAGCAACGUCGGCUGCUCCGGCACGGCGGUGUCCUCCAGCACCGGCAAUUCCCCAAACGUCGGGCCGGCCGCCAGCAUGCUCGGCGACAGCAACAGCAUGCCCUCGACCUCGAUGGAGGAGUUGCACGCCCUUCAUCAUCUGCACUCAGGCGUCUCCUCUCAGGUCUCCUUCUCCGACCUCUACUGA
Wasmannia auropunctata (little fire ant) is the source of this 1170-nucleotide messenger RNA. Its product is annotated as LIM/homeobox protein Lhx9-like. Gene Ontology annotation, molecular function: DNA-binding transcription factor activity, RNA polymerase II-specific; RNA polymerase II transcription regulatory region sequence-specific DNA binding. Bases 1 to 1170 code for a protein of 389 amino acids. Gene Ontology annotation, biological process: neuron differentiation; regulation of transcription by RNA polymerase II. Gene Ontology annotation, cellular component: nucleus. NCBI's taxonomy places the organism in Eukaryota, Metazoa, Arthropoda, Insecta, Hymenoptera, Formicidae. The transcript is spliced from 6 exons. The record is from RefSeq and is a predicted model, not a curated record.